UCUUUGAGCCUGGACUGACUAUAAAAAUGUGUAUUUUAUUGUCAAGCAGUAACCAGUAACGAUUCAAUCGUAGUCCAGUUAACAACUGAAUUAUAGUCAAUUAACUCCAAAGAAACCAACUAGCAACAUGAAGUUCGCCGUAUUCACCGUAGUCGUGCUUGCUUUGGUCUUCCGUGCCCAAUCUUCUGUCAUCCCUCUUGGAUUGGGUGGUAUUGGCCCAGUUCUUUCAGUCGCAGGACCUCUUGGACCUGUUGUUGUCCCCGGUGGAUCAGUUGCUGUUCAAGUCCCAAAUGCCCUCCCCAUUCAAGGUCUUCCAGCUGCCGUAACUGUUGCUCAAUCCCCAGUUCAAAUUCCAGUUGCCCUUCCAGCUCCAGUCGCAGUUGCAGCAGCUCCAGUUGUUGUUGGAGCUGAGGGAACUUAUGUUGCCAAGACCCGUGGUGCCGUUCACGUUGCUCCUCUCCCAGGACACCUUCAAUCUGCCGCAUCAGUCAAUCUUCAACCAGCUCCAGGAACUUUGUAAACAAAACAAUAUGAUUAUACGAAAAUGGAACUUCGGAUUCGAUCUUGAUGAAGCUUGAAACUAUCUCAGUUAUUAAUGUUUAAAUGGUGCCCCCUGUAUGCUUUUGUACUGCCUUUUUCUCUAGUUAAAAAAAAAAAUUUCCGAGGUAUUGUAGUAUUUUUUUUUUUUUGUAUUUUGCUUUGUUAAUAGUUCUUUAGUGCUCGUAAUGUAGUGUCUUUAGUUAAAUAAAUGCAACAUGGACUUCUAAAACAGUCAAACAAAA
This is a messenger RNA of Episyrphus balteatus (marmalade hoverfly), 782 nucleotides long. RefSeq names its product adult cuticle protein 1-like. Bases 128 to 520 code for a protein of 130 amino acids. The record is from RefSeq and is a predicted model, not a curated record. NCBI's taxonomy places the organism in Eukaryota, Metazoa, Arthropoda, Insecta, Diptera, Syrphidae. The transcript has 2 exons.